Molecule: messenger RNA, 1981 nt
Organism: Alosa sapidissima (American shad)
Lineage: Eukaryota; Metazoa; Chordata; Actinopteri; Clupeiformes; Clupeidae
Gene: id2a
Product: inhibitor of DNA binding 2a
Exons: 3
Coding region: 116-523 (135 amino acids)
Biological process (GO): circadian regulation of gene expression; negative regulation of transcription by RNA polymerase II; cell differentiation
Cellular component (GO): cytoplasm; nucleus
Molecular function (GO): transcription regulator activity; protein dimerization activity
Source: RefSeq, a predicted model, not a curated record
AAUGACAGCUUGUUAAUCCAGUGCGUUUGCUUCGACAACCAUCGGCUGGAGAAGUAGGACGGCUACAGAACGAUUAUUCUCGACGCAAUCAACGACUGAAUCGUGCGAGUUCAAUAUGAAAGCAAUAAGCCCGGUGAGAUCUUUCAGAAAAAACAGCGGUAAUUUGACAGAACACAGUCUUGGAAUCUCCCGAAGCAAGACCCCCGUGGACGAUCCUCUGAGUCUGCUCUACAACAUGAACGACUGUUAUUUAAAACUGAAGGAGCUGGUGCCCAGCAUCCCUCAGAACAAGAACGUUAGCAAGAUGGAAAUCCUGCAGCAUGUCAUCGAUUACAUUCUGGAUCUGCAGAUUGCCCUCGACUCCAAUUCUGCAUUAACCAGCCUCCAUCACCCGCGACCAGGGCAGGCAACAUCCAGAACACCCUUGACAACUCUGAACACAGACAUAAGCAUCUUAUCAUUACAGUCUCCGGAGUUUCCAUCAGACUUGACCACAGAAGACCAGAAGACGCUCUACCGUUAAAAUGGUGUUUGGUUAGGACGGGGAAAACACAGGACCUGGGAACGGACUUUUCCCCUCCAUUUUUGUUCUCGGUCUGGAUUUAAUCUUUAAUUGAUUCAAAAGACUUUUUGCAUAAAAGGACAAUCUUAUGUGAUCGUGUUUAUCAUUUCGGACACUUAUUAUUUAUCGUUAGACUCGUUAGGUCCUUUCUUCAAAUGGAAGAAGCACUAUAUCCCCGACACUGGGAGGAGAAUGAAAGAAGAAUAUUGUCAUGAGGAUUCCAUUUUCCUUUUGUGAAGUCUUCACUUUUUCUGCUAAGGUGGAGCGUGAAUAGGGGACAACACGGUUCGUCGCUGUAAAAAGUUUAGUAGGCUAUGUUUUGUCAGAUCAUUGUAAUUUUGGCACAUUUGAGGACUGGAUGAUGUACAUGACACGGAGGAGUGAAAUGAUGUAAACUCUAAGGGAGUUUUAUCUUGUAUAGUUGUGGAAAUUCCAAAUUUCUGCAAAAGUGUAAAGCUGUACUUAAUUAUGCUGAAACUUUUUAUAAAAGUAAUAUUGUAAAUUGUACCUUUUUAUACAAAAUAAAUCAAAUGCUUUAUUUGACCACCUGCCUCUACUGUAGACUGUACAUUAGUGGAAAGACGGACUGCAGCCUGAACCUUGCUACAAGGGCGAGAAAUGUCAUGUGGUCUAUGGUAUGCAGAACCUCCUGUAUCCAUCGAUGACCUGACCUUAUUGCUAGACUCGUGGUCUGAACACAGAAUUCACUAUUUUAGGUGACUGCAUGAUCAGAACCAUUUCCCCAGCAAUGACUACGCACUACUAAAUUUUGAUGGAAUACAGUUAAAGAUUGAGCUGUACCACAAGGGUUGUACUGACUCACCUCACGCGCUUGAAUUCGCAAUCUCCAUCCUCCAUUGAUGGGGAAAGGAGGCUAGGUCACGAACCUCUCACCUGUGGCAACGUUGACUAAGUAGUUUAACAGGUGUUCUUUAACAGUCUCGCUCACAGUUGGUUUAUUCUUCCUUCAAGGUAUUGAAUGUCACAAACAAAUAUGUAACUACAAAAUUGGGCAACAAGCUACACACAGAAUUGUUACCUGGCGAAAGUCCUUGACAGCUGUAAUAUGCUAACUUUGACUGCCUUUGACCGAAAGUUAAUCAAUGUGCGUUUGCGUGAAGGACAUGAUUGGCUUGUGAGGCAGUUCACUUUCCCUGACGCAUCAAAACAAUUUCAUAUGCCUGUCGGCGAGCCAGUGUGAUCUUUAAAUAAGGCCACCUUGUAGUCACCAUGUGUAAACACUUCUAUACAGAAUCCAUACAUCAACUGAGCAGUUUGUCAAAUGAAAGAGCAUUUAAUAUUAGAAGUUUGUGUCCAUCCUAAGUGGUGUUUGAAAUGUCUAUCACGGUUGUUUUCAUGUUCAUGUCAAAACGCAAUGUUUAUGCUUUAUCAGUAAAAUAAACGACUUUUGUAAGAGUC